AUGGCCAAAUCACAACAUAAGCAACAAGAGCCAACAAUAGCUGAAAGUUCAGAGACAGAAUCAUAUACAUCAUCAAAUAAAUUUCCUGCACAACAUAAAAAUCCAAAUGAUGAUAAGUCACUAAAUGAAUUAUUCAAUGAUUUACAAGAAGAAUUAAAUAAAACAUCCACCAAACCAACCCAAUCCUUAGCAACAAAUACCUUAGAUUCAAACGAUGAUUAUACGUCCAUAAAUUACGAUUUUAAAAAUUUAGAAAAAAAAAUAAAUAAUCUACCUAAAAUUCAAUCAAAUUUCGAAUCAUCAUCACAACAUCAAAACCCAAUAAAAAAAUCAUCAUCAAUACGAAUCCAUGAUCCAGUAGUAUCAACAACAAAGGACAAAUCAUCGAAAAAAGCAGACGCUGGAUCAAAAUGGUUCAAUAUGUCACAACCAGAAUUAACUCCUAAAUUAAAACAAGAUUUACAAAUUAUAAAACAAAGACAAGCAUUAGAUCCAAAAAGACACUACAAGAAGCAAAAAUGGGAAAUUCCACAAUUUUUCCAAAUGGGUACAAUAAUAGAAGGUAAUACUACUUAUUAUAAUAAAUUACAAAGAAAACAAAGAGGUAAUAAUUUAGUUGAAGAAAUUUUGAAUGAUGAUAAUACUAAAAAAUAUUUUAAACGUAAAUAUCAUGAAAUUCAACAAGAUAAAAUGAGUGGUAAAAAGAAUCAUUAUAAAAAGGUUAAAAAUGAUAGAAAGAAAUUUUGA
Molecule: messenger RNA, 747 nt
Organism: Lodderomyces jiufengensis
Lineage: Eukaryota; Fungi; Ascomycota; Pichiomycetes; Serinales; Debaryomycetaceae
Exons: 1
Coding region: 1-747 (248 amino acids)
Biological process (GO): RNA processing
Cellular component (GO): nucleolus
Molecular function (GO): RNA binding
Source: RefSeq, a predicted model, not a curated record